UGCCUCAACACCCGUAAUGAGUCUAACACUAGAGCAUUUUAGUCACCCAAAACACUCAUUAGUACUUAAAGAUUUUGAUGUUAUUGCAGACGAUGCUAUCUGCCAUGUCUGCGACACAAGCGUUAUAGGCUCUCCAACAUAUACUUGUAGUCGUAGUAGUGAUGAUGCUGAGUGUCAAGGCUUCUACCUCCACAAGAGUUGUGCAGAAUUACCCACAACAAUUACUUUCUACAAGCACAACCAACACCCCCUUGUUCUGCUCAAACACCCUCAUCAAUUUUGUGAUUCUUGUGGUGAGGAUUUUAAGUUCUCUUAGGCAUGCGAUGAUUGUCGAUUUGAUGUGUGUCUGAUUUGUGCUUUUCAACAAAGACUGCUUCAUCACCAAGGUCACCCUGAGCACCCACUCACAUUGAUGCCCAGGAAAUCCUUGUUUAAAUGCGAUGCUUGUUAUGAAAAAGCGGAAGACUCUUCUUAUGUAUGCACCACCUGUGACUUGUGCAUCCACAAGGAAUGUGCCUUUUCUCCAUACACUAUCCCAACUCCUGCUUUUCACCAUCACCCUCUCCAUCUUAUCUACUCUAUUCCUCAAAUGCAUCGUUUUUUCGACCGCAACUGCAACAUCUGUCAGCGACGAGUUUAUAGAAACUUCUAGAUGUAUUAUUGUCAUAAAUGCACAUAUUUUGUGCAUAUGAGAUGUGCCACAUCCUCACCUACAUCGUCUUCUCUAAAUGAGAUUAAAGAAGAGGGCAGUCACAAUGAUGAAGCUGAUUUGAUAGAGCUUCCACUGCAUAGCGAGGAAUCGCUAUUUGAUCUGAUAAUAUCCCAAUGUCGCAAGCUCCAAUUUCAAUUUCAAGGUAAAAAUAAAAAUAGUACUGCUAUAUCACCAGCUCCUGAUCCUCCCAUAAUUAAUAAACACUGGAGUCAUAAGGAGCAUCCAUUAGUGCGGUUCCAGUACAGUACUAGUGAGAAUGAUAACACUGAAAAUAAUUAUGAUAGAAGAGAGUUGGUAUGCGAUGGUUGCAUUCAACCCAUAACUGUUUUCCAUCCGUCGUACUAUGCUUGCAAUCAAUGUGGUUUCUUUCUCCACUCCUUUUGUGCCACUCAGUUUCCAGGAGUAUUGGUAGCAGGAGCAUGUCCUCCUCAUCCCCAGCAUUCGCUUAAGCUUUACGGGAGAUCCAUCUUCUAUACUUCUACAUUGUGUGAGAUUUGCCGUUACAACACAAAUGGAUUCUACUAUCAUUGUAAGACCUGCAAUAUUAGAAUUGAUAUACGUUGUGCAUUCUUACCCACCAAGAUAAAGCAUAAAUCACACAACCACCAUUCCCUUGUUCUACGUCCAUCCUCCAAAUCGGUGUGUAGUGUAAGUGGUAAGGGGAUUAAAGGUGGUGUGGAGUAUGGAUGUGAAAUUUGCAGCAAGUUCCAGAUACGUAUAGUAUGUGCAUUCUAUCCGAGUAAGAUGAAACACAAAUAUGAUGAUCACCCCGUAACCUUGAGACAACCUCCAUUCUUCUAUGAGGGAGUAUUUUACUGUGAAAUAUGUGAGGGACAAGUUAACAAUCAGUGGUGGCUCUAUCAUUGUGGUGAAUGUGAUCAUUCUUUGCACACUUAUUGCCUCCAUUGGAUAGAAAGUCUCAAGUUUGGAAGGACGGUUGAACUUGAUAUCAACGAUCAAUCACACACACUUACCUUGGUGUUGAAGAACCAUACAAUAGAUACUCAGCCUAUGAGCAAGUGUGGAUAUUGUGGGAAAGACUACAUCUGUGAUGUCUUCUUAGAAUGUGAUGGGUGUGGAUAUCUUAUCUGCUGUCCCUGUGUUAUUAAAAUCAAGGCGAGUAACAAGUCUAUACACUUUUGA
Daucus carota subsp. sativus is the source of this 1855-nucleotide messenger RNA. RefSeq lists its product as uncharacterized. Bases 653 to 1855 code for a protein of 400 amino acids. The transcript has 2 exons. NCBI's taxonomy places the organism in Eukaryota, Viridiplantae, Streptophyta, Magnoliopsida, Apiales, Apiaceae. The record is from RefSeq and is a predicted model, not a curated record.